AUGGAUAUGAUGAAGGCGGCUAGCUCGCUCAUGCCGAAGAAAUUCCGUAGCGUUCGGGAGAAAAAUGGGCACCGUCGCAACAAAUCAUCCGAGUCUGGCGGCAAGGUUCGGCCGCUAACUGCAGACUCAUGGCUUUCCAUAUUCAAGCCCGAUUCGGCUAAACAAGCACAGAGGGAAAAGGAGGAGAUCGAGAAAGAAGCGGCGACGAUCGAGGUCAUAGUUCAGCGCCUGGAAGAACUCAACUACCACGCUGUCUCCAAAGACCUGGUCCGCGUCGCACUCCGUUCCAACUUCGCCGGCGGCAACACCGACAAGGCUGUAGAGCUCCUGCAAUUACAACAGCAAGCCUUCUCAGGAAUAAUACAACCAUUCGAUCCGAACAUCGAAAUGGUUGGCGCAGAGAAUAGGGGAAAUGUCACAUGCUAUCUAGACUCCUUACUCUUCGCUAUGUUCGCCCACCUCACAGCCUUCGAAUCCAUGCUGAAGAAUGACCUGGAAGGCGAGCCUCAAAGGAAGCUUGCCGCAUUACUGAGGUUAUGGGUCAACAUGCUCAGGGGCGGAAAGCUGAUCCACACUGAUAUGCCUUGGCCGAGUGUGGCUGGAAAGACGCCGCGCUUCUCGAGCAACAGGACACAUCCGAAGCCUGUCGCGGAUUCUAUUGCCGACGCCUUGCAGUUACCACUUCUCGCCCUCCAAAUGGACCUUUUUCACCACGGAAAGGGGGAUAUAGAUGACCACAAAGUCGUCCAUGAGAGGUGCCUUAACCUCCCCAUUCCGCCUGACACCGACGGAAAGGGAAUAAAGCUCGAAGACUGCAUGGAAGCAUACUUCAACAACAAGGUGGACGUUCUUCGCGAUAGUCUCGACGACAAGAAGUCCAUCGACAGGCCCAUCCUGAGUCCAGAGAGCACGAUUCGGAUGGUCCCCGAGGACGGGGACGAAACACCACGUGCGGAGGAGGAAAAUACGCAGUUGCAACGGAGGUGGACAACACAUGGAGGCAUCAUGCACUCCCCAACCUCCGUAUCAAGCUCAGAUCCCACGCCGUCUGGCUCCCGGACAAGGUCUACCAGCAUCAUACAGCGAAUUGUGGUGAAUGAGAAACACUCGGGUGGACCAUCCGCCGAUGCAGAAACAAGGAGCCUACUGCAACGAGCCAAGCGUACCGGCUCAACGGUAGUAAAGGCUGUCACCAUCCCAGCCUGGCAGUUCUACCGGUUAAUACCGUGGAAUGCCACUUCAAACAGCGCCCCAAGCAGCGACAUGGAACUUGCUCGGCAUUUCAAUCAACGCCCUGUGGUGGCCAUUUGUUUGAAGAGGUAUACCAUGACAGAAACUGGUGUCCCCAUCCGGCAAAACACCUUCAUCGAUAUUCCCGACAGCCUUCGGCUGCCGCACUUCAUGGUCGUCGAUAGCGCCAAGGGAGAAGAUCACGAUUCGAACGGGUUGAGUCAAGGGUACAAGUUGGUUUUGCAGUCGGUCAUUUGCCACCGGGGCGAUUCGAUUCACAGCGGGCAUUACGUCGCCUACGCCCGGGUUGCGCCGAAACUGUUGACGGAUAACCGAAAACACGACCAUGAUCCGCCUCCGGAUUACGAGGAACCGCAGUGGGUGAGGUUUGACGACCUGUCGAUCGACAAGCGGGUCGAAACUGUGGAUGAUAUCCAGGAAUGCCUGCGACGUCAGGAAGAAAUGCCCUACGUAUUAAUCUACCAGAUCGUGCCGAUGGUGGACGUGACAACAGCGACCUCGACCGACGGAUCCGUGACGGAGCCCCCCUGCUACGUUGAGUCAACAACAACCGUCCCUGGGACGCCGAGCGUUGGAGCGGUGUCCGACGCCGGCCAACUCUCAAAGUCGGCGAGUGGCUAUUUCGAGUCUGCAACAACGCUUGCUCAGAGCGCACCACACAUCCGUUUCAGCUCUGAGAUCGAACAGCGUCCACGGCUGAGUUUGGAAGACGAUCCACCCUCUCUCGCCAUCAAAACGGGGGGUGGCUCGCGGCGUGGCAGCAUCACGUCCUCUGAACCUCCCCUCCAAACCAACCUCGCUGUUACCCCCGAAGCCGUUUCGCCAGUCGCCGGCGAGGGUCGGAUGAGCCUUACCAUAUCAAGAUUCGGAUUCGGCCGGCAAAGCAAAGAUGGCAACUCCAACGGUGCCAAUAGUGUCAAUGGCGCGACCACGAACUCGAACUCGGAGGCAUCGGCGAGUGACCACGGCGGGUCUGCUGUUGACGGGGAGGAAGCGGGUAGUGGGAACGAUAGGGAAAAAGAAAGCCACAUGGUCCACAACCACAAGAAGGACAAAGACCGGAGCAAGUCCAAGACCCGGGACCGGGAGGAGAAGAAGGACAAGGGAAAGGGGAAGGACUAG
Molecule: messenger RNA, 2373 nt
Organism: Chaetomium globosum CBS 148.51
Lineage: Eukaryota; Fungi; Ascomycota; Sordariomycetes; Sordariales; Chaetomiaceae
Exons: 6
Coding region: 1-2373 (790 amino acids)
Biological process (GO): protein deubiquitination
Cellular component (GO): cytosol; nucleus
Molecular function (GO): cysteine-type deubiquitinase activity; cysteine-type endopeptidase activity
Source: RefSeq, a predicted model, not a curated record